Messenger RNA from Erythranthe guttata (spotted monkey flower), 802 nucleotides. RefSeq names its product EPIDERMAL PATTERNING FACTOR-like protein. NCBI's taxonomy places the organism in Eukaryota, Viridiplantae, Streptophyta, Magnoliopsida, Lamiales, Phrymaceae. The record is from RefSeq and is a predicted model, not a curated record. Gene Ontology annotation, biological process: stomatal complex development; guard cell differentiation.
CUCAAUCCUCCCACCCCAUAAACUACAUUCUUCUAAAAUCUUCUCAGCUAUAUUUUUCAACUCAUUCUUUUUCAAUUACCCUCAUAAAAAACUAAUCUUUUUUUUUAAUAAUUUUUAUUUUUGAAUAUUGCUUCUCUUCUUGCAUUGAAGCAUUAUUUAAUGUAGUGUUUUUUGUUUUCUGCUUCUGUUGUUGUCGCUCUGAAAAAUGUCCAGAUAAUAUAUAUUAUUUAUUUAAAAAAAAAAAAAAAGAGAAAAAAUGCAACCAUGGCUAUGAAUUCUUUUAUCUCAUUAAUUUCAUAUUUUAUUUCAAUAGCUCUCUUCUUUCUUCUCUCUACUUCUUAUUGCUUGAUCCAUAAUCAGCCUUCUCACUCUCUGAGGGGUUUGGUGGUGGCGGAGAAAACGAGAUUGGGGUCGAGGCCGCCGAGCUGCCACAACAAAUGCAACCAGUGCCACCCAUGCAUGGCGGUGCAAGUGCCCACGCUGCCGAGUCACAACCGAGUUGGGCCGGAGGAAGAAGUAGUGACGACGACGGCGGCGAAGCUGGAGUACUUCGACUCGUCGCCGGCGGCGUCGGGCGGCGGCAACAGGUACUCGAAUUACAAGCCGCUCGGAUGGAAAUGCAGAUGCGACGGCCAUCUUUUCAACCCUUAGUAAUAAUAAUAAUAUUCCAUGAAUAUUAUUUUAAUAAUAAUAAUUACUUUGAAUCAAUUUUUAUAUAUAUUAAUCCAAAAUGGAAUAUUUCAAGGUGGUCAUAAUUAAAUAAAUUCAACUAGGUUUUUAUUUAUUUAUUAUUUAUUUUUAU